UCUCUCCCGCCCGUUUCCAUGGAGACGGAAUGGACCCCGCCCCCUCCCGGCCUCUCGGCCUGUCUCCGCCAGAGGGCGCCCGUUCUCCGGAGAAGCGGCGGCGCCAUUCCGGUGAGCGAGAUACCGCCAGAUGGCGGCUUAGGAUUGCUGCUCCCUGCCAGGCGCGGCCCGGGGGUUACCCCCGUUAUUAUCCCCCUUACCGGGCCCCCCCGCCCCCGUGCACCGCGGGUAAUACAAUAUUUUCCCCGUAUCCGCCCCUAGUGGUGCUCUACGCCAGGCCUGGGCCGCGGCCGCCGGGGCAUUAACCCCCCUCCUGCCGGAUCCUUUGUGCCCCUCACCCGAGGACACCUGGUGGAUCGGGAACUGACCCCCCUUACCGGGCGCACUGGGACGAGCGCGGAAGCUGCAGACCAGGGAUGUCAGUAGGAGAUUCACGUCUCUGCAAAUUUGAAUAACUGAACCUACAGGAAACUCUUAAUUACCAUUAUAGUGGAGGAAAAGCUCUACGCAAGAGGCCCGCAAACAUGAUCACCUCUGAGCUGUCGGUCUUGCAGGACUCCACAAAUGAGAGCGCAACAGUACACACAGACAUGUCUGCAGUUGCUAGUGAAAUAAGCUCAGACAUUGUGGAGGAUAUAGAGGUCAAGGGGAAGAGGAAAAGAGGACGCCCAGGAAGGCCACCAUCUGCCAUAAAGAAGCCACGGAAAACACCUGGUGAACGGAGCCGGGGAGAACCUGGAGCUAGAGGACGAGGGAGAGCUAAUGGACAUCCCCAGCUGAAUGGCGAGGGUGAUCCAGUCACCUUGUUUGAAGUUGUGAAGAUGGGAAAGAGUGCCAUGCAGUCUGUUGUCGAUGAUUGGAUCGAGUCCUACAAACAAGAUCGAGACAUUGCUCUUCUAGACUUAAUAAACUUCUUCAUCCAGUGUUCUGGAUGUAAAGGUACUGUAAGAAUUGAGAUGUUCCGCAAUAUGCAGAAUGCAGAAAUUAUCAGAAAAAUGACUGAGGAGUUUGAUGAGGAUAGUGGCGACUACCCUCUAACAAUGCCUGGUCCUCACUGGAAGAAGUUUCGCAGCAACUUCUGUGAGUUUAUUGGUGUACUGAUCCGGCAGUGCCAAUACAGUAUCAUUUAUGAUGAAUACAUGAUGGACACAGUCAUCUCCCUGCUCACCGGUCUCUCAGACUCCCAGGUCCGAGCGUUCAGGCACACGAGCACACUGGCGGCCAUGAAGCUGAUGACUGCGCUGGUGAAUGUUGCUCUUAAUUUGAGUAUUCACCAGGACAACACUCAGCGGCAGUAUGAGACAGAGAGGAACAAGAUGAUUGGCAAGCGAGCUAAUGAAAGGCUUGAGCUGCUGCUUCAGAAACGCAAAGAGCUUCAGGAAAACCAGGAUGAAAUUGAGAACAUGAUGAACUCCAUAUUCAAAGGCAUCUUUGUUCAUAGAUACAGAGAUGCCAUUGCUGAGAUCCGAGCCAUCUGCAUUGAAGAAAUAGGGGUGUGGAUGAAAAUGUACAGCGAUGCUUUCCUCAAUGACAGCUACCUAAAGUACGUUGGCUGGACGCUCCACGACCGGCAAGGAGAAGUGAGGCUCAAGUGCCUGAAAGCUCUCCAGAGCCUGUACACCAAUAGGGAACUGUUCCCCAAGCUGGAGCUCUUCACUAAUAGGUUCAAGGACCGGAUUGUAUCAAUGACAUUGGACAAAGAAUAUGAUGUUGCGGUUGAAGCAAUUCGCCUGGUGACACUAAUCCUUCAUGGCAGUGAAGAAGCCUUGUCCAAUGAAGACUGUGAGAACGUCUACCACUUGGUGUAUUCUGCACACCGGCCUGUAGCUGUAGCAGCUGGGGAAUUCCUGCACAAGAAGUUAUUUAGUAGACAUGACCCACAAGCGGAAGAGGCCUUGGCUAAAAGAAGAGGACGGAGCAGUCCAAAUGGAAAUCUUGUGAAAAUGCUGGUUCUAUUCUUCCUUGAAAGUGAGUUACAUGAGCAUGCUGCGUACCUGGUGGACAGUUUAUGGGAAAGUUCUCAGGAACUUCUGAAAGACUGGGAAUGUAUGGCAGAACUGCUGGUGGAGGAGCCGGUACAAGGGGAGGAAGUGAUGUCUGAGCGGCAGGAGAGUGCGCUGAUUGAGCUCAUGGUGUGUACGAUUCGGCAAGCAGCGGAAGCACAUCCGCCUGUAGGAAGAGGAACUGGCAAGAGGGUGUUAACUGCCAAGGAGAGGAAAACUCAGAUAGAUGAUAAGAAUAAGCUGACGGAACAUUUCAUUGUUGCACUUCCAAUGCUGCUGUCUAAGUAUUCUGCUGAUGCAGAGAAAGUGGCAAACCUUUUACAAAUCCCUCAGUUUUUUGAUCUGGAGCUUUAUAGCACUGGACGAAUGGAAAAGCACCUGGACAGCUUACUAAAGCAGACGAAGUUUGUGGUGGAGAAACACACAGAGGCGGAUGUAUUGGAGGCUUGUAGUAAAACCUACAGCAUUCUAUGCAGUGAAGAGUACACUAUCCAGAACAGAGUGGACAUAGCACACAGUCAGCUGAUCGAUGAGCUGGUAGACAGGUUCUCGCAUUCGGUGGAGGAUUUGUUACAAGAUGUAGAUGAAGCUGAUGAAGAUGAUAUAUAUAAUGUCCUGGCCUCGUUAAAGCGGUUAACAUGUUUUCAUAACGCUCACGACUUGACCAAGUGGGACUUGUUUGGGAACUGUUACCGUCUGCUGAGGGCAGGGAUUGAACAUGAAGGCAUGAUCGAGCAGAUUGGUGUACAGGCUCUCCAGUGCGCUCACUACUCCAUACUGUGGCAACUGGUCAAAAAUACAGAAGGCAAUCCUUCCAAAGAAGAUAUGUUGAUGAUGAGAAAGACGGUGAAGUCCUUCCUAGCUAUCUGUCAGCAGUGUCUGUCCAAUGUAAAUACACCAGUGAAGGAGCAGGCUUUCAUGCUGCUCUGUGAUCUUCUAAUGAUCUUCAGCCAUCAGUUAACAACGGGUGGAAGGGACAACCUCUUGCUUCUCAUCUUCAACCCAGAUCUAGGACUUCAGUCUGAACUACUCAAUUUUGUCAUGGAUCAUGUCUUCAUCGAUCAAGAUGAUGAAAACCAGAGCAUGGAGGGUGAUGAAGAGGAUGAAGCGAACAAAAUUGAGGCCUUGCACAAGAGGCGAAACUUACUAGCAGCGUUCUGUAAACUAAUCAUCUAUGAUAUUGUAGACAUGCACGCGGCAGCAGACAUCUUCAAGCACUACAUGAAGUAUUACAAUGACUAUGGCGACAUCAUUAAAGAAACACUAAGUAAAACAAGGCAGAUAGACAAGAUCCAGUGUGCCAAGACUCUCAUCCUCAGUUUACAGCAGCUGUUCAAUGAACUGGUGCAGGAGCAAGGUCCCAACCUGGACAGGACGUCUGCACACGUCAGUGGUAUUAAGGAGCUGGCACGCAGGUUUGCACUCACUUUUGGGUUGGAUCAGAUAAAGACCAGGGAAGCUGUGGCCACAUUGCACAAAGAUGGCAUAGAGUUUGCUUUCAAAUACCAAAAUCCCAAGGGCAUGGAGUACCCCCCUCUGAAUUUGGCCUUCCUGGAAGUAUUGAGCGAGUUUUCCUCGAAGCUCUUGCGGCAGGACAAGAGGACGGUACACUCAUAUCUGGAGAAAUUCCUGUCGGAACAAAUGAUGGAGAGAAGGGAAGACGUUUGGCUGCCACUUAUCUCCUACAGAAACUCGCUAGUAACGGGCACUGAUGAGGACCGGUUGUCUGUGAAUAGUGGAGGCAGUAACAGCAAAGGCUCCUCUGUUAGAAGUAAGAAGGGCCGGCCUCCCCUGCACAAAAAGAGAGGAAUGGAAGAAGAGAGCAUCGACAACUCCUGGGUGACCAGGAACGACACCAUCCAAACCCCAGGAGCACUUAAUACACCACAGCUUACAUCCACCGUAUUGAGGGAAAACCCCAGACAGAUGCCAGAACAGAUGCCUGAGCAGGAAUCGGAGCACGGAUCAGAACCAGACUUCUUACAUAAUCCCCAGAUGCAGAUGUCAUGGUUGGGUCAACAGAAGUUAGAAGACUUAAAUAGAAAAGACAGAACAUCAAUGAGCUACAUGAAAGUGCGGAGCGGUGUAAGGCAUACAGUACGGGGCCUGAUGGAGGAUGACGCAGAGCCCAUUUUUGAGGAUGUAAUGAUGUCCUCGCGGGGGCAGUUGGAAGACAUGAAUGAGGAAUUUGAGGACACAAUGGUUAUUGAUCUGCCACCCUCACGAAACAGACGGGAGAGAGCAGAGCUUCGGCCAGACUUCUUUGACUCUGCAGCCAUUAUUGAAGAUGAUUCAGGAUUUGGGAUGCCGAUGUUCUGAGGUUCAGCACACACGUGGAACUCUUGUUUAAAGGCCUGUAUACUGUGAGCUUCUGUAAGAAAAUUAGAACAAAGACUUUUUUUAACACAUAGAUUUUGUUCAAACCAAAUGCUUGCAGUAUUGAUGGAUUCUGUACAACCUACAAAUGGCUCCUGGUGUCUUAAAAGAACACUAGAAAGAACGACGUUUGGGUCAGCGCUACAAUACGUGCUUACUGCUCGCAGCUGUUUGAAUUUGGUCAAAUUUUCUGCAAAGAAGUAAAUGGAAAACAUUUGGUUACAUAGCCCGUUUUAUGGACAACUGGUUUUAUCUAUUUUCCUGCUGUAUAAUGAAACACUUUAAUUUUUUUUUUUAUUUUUUUUUUCCUUCAUAUGUUGAAGUCUUGGUUUUCACUACUUGGCCACCAACUAGCCAAGAGGACUGCUGUAAUAGAAUACGGCAAUGUACAAACAUAUAUCACAAAAUGCACUGGAAAUGGCAAUGAAAGAGGGGACGCAGACCAGGCCAAACACAUUGAGCCUCACAAAAAUAUCGCCAGUGUAAAGGAUUUUAUUACUUAAUGGAUGUCAGACCUAUAACAUCUAUUUAAUUGUUUUGCCAGAGGUUUUGUAUUUUUAAUCCACAGCACCUGGCCCCUUACCGAAUGUUUCGAUUUGGUUUCUUUUUGUUCUUUUUAUAUCAAAAAGGACAAUUUAACUUUUUUUUGUUUUUAACAAUACCUGUCCUGGACAUUUUUACCAGCCGAUACCAGCAAACCAAGGACAGCAGAAAUUCACUCAGUUUCAUCACUUGCAGUUAAUGAAAAAUCUUUUUUUCUUGACAUUGUGUUUCUUUUCCCCUUUUUUUUUUUUUUUUUUUUUUUUUGUUUGUCACCUUUUUUUAUAUUCCUUGUAUUGUUCAACACAACCGUACAUAUUUUACAAUGAAUAAAGGAAACUUAUAAUAGUGGGACUUACCUGAGUCUAAUAUCCGUGCGGUAAAAUACAAUUCAACAAUAAUAUUUUUGUAAGAAAACAAAAAAAAAAUAACAAAAAGUACGAUUUUAAACUGUUUUACUGUUGCCUAUAACAAGUACUUGGAUGAGGUUUGUUUUUACUUUGUUCCCCUAUGGUCAAUGUUGAAAGUUAUAUCAUUUUCAGUGUUAACUGUCCCAAGUUUGGCUCUUUUUAAAGGGGAAUGAGGAAAGUAUUUUUCCCUAGCACAAUAAAUCCCCAUUUAACUGCCCUGUUCUGUAUUGUAAUAAAACUCAAAAAUCACAUGUCUUAAAUAAAAGUGAUUUUAACAAUA
This is a messenger RNA of Pseudophryne corroboree (corroboree frog), 5609 nucleotides long. It is a transcript of the gene STAG1, whose product is annotated as STAG1 cohesin complex component. The record is from RefSeq and is a predicted model, not a curated record. Gene Ontology annotation, molecular function: chromatin binding. The coding region runs from base 525 to 4322 and encodes 1265 amino acids. The transcript is spliced from 34 exons. Gene Ontology annotation, cellular component: chromatin; nucleus; cohesin complex. Lineage: Eukaryota; Metazoa; Chordata; Amphibia; Anura; Myobatrachidae. Gene Ontology annotation, biological process: sister chromatid cohesion.